Messenger RNA from Triticum dicoccoides, 1994 nucleotides. RefSeq names its product patellin-4-like. The coding region runs from base 147 to 1784 and encodes 545 amino acids. Gene Ontology annotation, molecular function: lipid binding. The transcript is spliced from 2 exons. NCBI's taxonomy places the organism in Eukaryota, Viridiplantae, Streptophyta, Magnoliopsida, Poales, Poaceae. The record is from RefSeq and is a predicted model, not a curated record.
CUUCUUCCUCCCCGCUCCCCACACCACCGUCCACCAAAGCCACCUUCCCCUCUCCAUCGCCUGUCUCUGACACCGCACUGGGAAUAUCCGGCUUUUGAUUUUCUUUUCUAAUUGUGUUGUGAAAUCCUCUGUUGUUGUUGAUCGGCAUGGGCGUGGAGGUCGUCUCCGGCGGGGCUGUGGAGGCGGUGGCGCCGGCGAAGGAGGUGCGCACGAAGGUGGAGGUGGAGACGGGCGCGGCCGCCGUGGCCGUGGCCAAGAACAUGUCGUUCAGGGAGGAGAGCAACCGGCUGGGCGACCUCAAGGAUGCUGAGAGGAAGGCGCUCGCUGAGCUCCGGGCUAAGGUCGAGGAGGCCAUCGUCGAGGGCAAGCUGUUCGACUUGGAGGAGGGGAGUAGCAAGGUGAAGGUGAAGGUGGAGGCCAAGAAGGAGGGGAAGAAGAAGGAGGGCAAGAAGAAGAAGGCCGAGGAGAAGAAGGAGGGGGAGGAAGCCAAGAAGGAGGAUGUGGCCGCGCCGGCCGUGGAGAAGAAAGAGGAGGAAGCCAAGGAGGAGGUGGCCGAGCCGGCCGGGGAGAAGAAGGAGGAGGCCGUGGCGGAAGAGGAGAAGAAGGAGGAGCCCGAGCCAGUCAAGGAGAAGGAGGAGACUGCCGCCGCGGAAGAGGAGGCCGUCGAGGGCGAGAAGGCGGCGCCGGCCGCUGCGGUCGUCGUCGUCGACAAGGACGUGGCGCUGUGGGGCGUGCCGCUGCUGCCGAGCAAGGGCGACGAGGCGACGGACGUGGUGCUCCUCAAGUUCCUCCGCGCGCGCGACUUCAAGGCGGGGGCCGCUUUCGAGAUGCUCCGCCGCACGCUCCGGUGGCGCCGGGAGUGGAAGAGCCUGGCGGCCACCGCGGCCGACGGCGACGACGAGGAGGGCGACGCGCUCCCGGAGGGCGCGUGCCGCCUGGACGGCGCGGACCGCGAGGGCCACCCGGUGUGCUACAACGCGCUGGGCGUGUUCGCGGACGAGGCCGUGUACAGGAGCGCGCUCGGCACCGACGGCGGCAAGAAGCCCGCCCGGUUCCUCCGGUGGCGGGUGCGCGCCAUGGAGCGCCACGUGGCCGAGCUCGACUUCCGCCCCGGCGGCGCCGCGUCGCUGCUGCAGGUGACCGACCUCCGCGGCUCCCCCGGCCCCGCCAGGAAGGACCUCCGCGUCGCCAUGAAGCAGGUGCUCGACCUCUUCCAGGACAACUACCCCGAGCUCGUCGCCCGGAACAUCCUGAUCAACGUGCCGUUCUCCUACUACGCCUUCACCACCGUCUUCUUCCCGUUCCUGACGCAGCGGACCAAGAGCAAGCUGGUCGUCGCCCGGCCCUCCAAGGUCACCGAGACGCUGCUCAAGUACAUCCCGAUCGAGGCCAUCCCGGUGAAGUACGGCGGGCUGAAGCGCGACGGCGACGCCGAGUUCACCGGCGAGCAUGACGCCGAGAUCGCCGAGGUGGUCGUCAAGGCGGGCGCCACCGAGACCAUCGAGAUCGAGGCCGCCGAGGGCGACACGACGCUGACCUGGGACGUGACGGUGCUGGGGUGGGAGGUGAGGUACACGGAGGAGUUCGUGCCGGCGGACGAGGGCGCGUACACCAUCGUGGUGAGCAAGGGGCGGAAGGUGGGCGCCGGCGAGGAGGCGGUGCGCAACUCGUUCCGGGCCGCGGAGGCCGGCAGGGUGGUGAUCACGGUGGAGAACGCGACCCGCGGGAGGAAGCGGGUGCUCUUCCGGCACAAGGCCAAGAGCGCCCUCGCCAAGAAGUGCUAAGAAAGAAAAAAUGGAGAUGUGCCAGACGUGUGUGUGACGAGGGGGAAUUCGAAUUCUUUGGGGGCUGAGAUUUGUGCAUGUCGUGUGUGAGUGUGCGGGAUUCUACAUUCUUUUGUGCAAGAUAGUAGUACUAGUGGUUGUGUUCGGCGAUUGUUACCGUGCCGUGGAAUUAUUUUAUCCGAGACAUAUAAAAAGAUUCAGUUCAUUUUA